AUGGCACCCCUGCCGCGUUUCCCGUCAUUAGCACGUCUUGUCCUCUUCCCGCUGCUGCUUUCCUUACUGGGGCGGAGCGGGUGGAGUUACGAGGCUCCAGAGGACGAAGAGGAUGUGUUUGCUAAAAGAGCCUGCCCUGCUUUCCUGUCCUUCACCAACGCGGCCUAUCUGGCAGGAGUCACCGUGGAGCUGCCCUGCCACUGCAAGCCAACGCAGAUCCAUUCGGUUGUGUGGUUCUAUAAGAAGCACCUGGACAACGCCGAGGGGACCAGGGCUCUAACAGACCUCCGUGGAAACAAGCUGCUGGACACCAGUCUGAUCCCUCACAGCGGCGACCUACGAAGCCGCUUCUCCAUCCGUCUCUUCAGCUUGCUGAUCUUCAGGGCAGGGCCAGAGGAUUCAGGCCUCUACUUCUGUGGCUCCACACACAGGGACUUCUUCUUUGCUUAUGAUCUGGACAUCCAGAAAGUGCACAAGCUCAGCUUGUAUUCAAGCUCCACUCAGGAAAAAGAGAGAUUGAGAGAUGCACAAAGAGUAGCCGGACUCGACUCAAGUCGGCCACUGUACCAAACAUUUACCAGUUACCAGAAAUGGCUGCAGUGUGACCGCUGUGGCAUGCCAGGGGAGCAGGUGCGGGCGGGGCUGUGCUAUGUCCACUCCCGCUACCUACAUGUGCGCUAUAGGAGAGCCAGUCAGACAGCUGCCUCCUGUGGUUCAGGGGCAGUCCCGAGGUCUUUUGGUCUAUCUCAGAGGAGAGUAGGGGCCACGAUGGAAGUCAGAAUGUGUCUUCAGACCUGCCCACCUCAAGCCCCUCCUUCUCCCAAACUCCUGUCGCUGAUGGCAUUUCUGGGUCACAGUUCCCCCUCCCAGUCAGUAGAAAUGCCAUUGUUUUACCUCAGCCACCCCGCUGAGCAGGUCCUGACCCUGGGCUGUCCGGGUUCACGACCCUACCUUGCUGUGGCCUGGGACAAGGAAUCUAAACCCAUCUACCGCUCUGAACAUUUGGAUGCUCACAACCCGAGUGCCACCUCUUCCAGGCUGUUCAUAGACACGAGGCACCACCUUGUCUUCACACCUGCCAAGACUGAGGACUCAGGGGUCUACUACUGCUGGCUGCAGGGCCGCAAGGCAGCAAAGAUCCAUCUGUUGGUCUACACACGUUUUGGUCGGGGCCGAAGCCUGACAUCACACCCUGACUUCAAGCCAGCUGUUAAGAUGGUGCUGACAUCCUAUGCUGCAAUGACAGCUGUCUUUAUCCUACUGGUGACCGGGAGGGCAGGAGUAAGAAUCCUUCGAAACGCUUAACUCUCAAGGCAGAAACACACAUUGUGUUGUUUUUGGAAUAAAGUGAUUUGAAAAUUUGAGAAAGCUGUGGCAUUCAUGGACAGGAUCUCAAGGCGCAGCCAAGGAGAGGAGUGUGUC
Lampris incognitus (smalleye Pacific opah) is the source of this 1422-nucleotide messenger RNA. Its product is annotated as Ig-like V-type domain-containing protein FAM187A. The transcript is spliced from 5 exons. The record is from RefSeq and is a predicted model, not a curated record. NCBI's taxonomy places the organism in Eukaryota, Metazoa, Chordata, Actinopteri, Lampriformes, Lampridae. Bases 1 to 1305 code for a protein of 434 amino acids.